Molecule: messenger RNA, 2692 nt
Organism: Syzygium oleosum
Lineage: Eukaryota; Viridiplantae; Streptophyta; Magnoliopsida; Myrtales; Myrtaceae
Product: YTH domain-containing protein ECT4-like
Exons: 9
Coding region: 55-2127 (690 amino acids)
Biological process (GO): mRNA destabilization
Cellular component (GO): cytoplasm
Molecular function (GO): mRNA binding
Source: RefSeq, a predicted model, not a curated record
ACCGCCUCCUCCGCCUCCCCCGCCGGUGCUUCUCCGAGCCCCGCCGAUCGAGCCAUGGCCGCCGUUGCUCCCUCCGCUGACCAAGCUGCAGACUUGAUACAGAAAUUGACCUUGGAUUCUCAGUCCAAGACUCUCGAGAUGCCUGAAGUGACCAAAAAGUCUUCGAAUCAAAAUGGAUCUGUUGAUGGUGUCAAUGCUGCGAAUGGCCAGAUCCAGUCAUACGAUGCAGCUGUGACGGAGCCAACCAUGUGCUUUGUCCCCAAUAGCUACCCCUAUUAUUAUGGAGGUUAUGAAGGGACUGGUAGCGAGUGGGACAAUUUUUCAAGAUACACAAACGCGGAGGGAGGAGUGGACAUGGCCUCUGGAUUUUAUGGGGAUAAUGGGUCUCUUGUGUAUCAUGGUUAUGGGUUUGCACCAUAUGGUCCGUAUUCACCUGCCACUUCGCCUGUUCCUGGAAAUGAUCAACUCUAUGGAACUCAGCAGUACCACUAUCCAUCCCCCUAUUUCCAGUCUACCAUGACUCCAACUAGUGCACCAUUCACUCCAAGUCCAGCUGCUCCACCGGCAGAGCUUUCGACUUCUCCUGCUUCUGACCAGAAGCCUUUACCGGUUGAAACAGUGAAUGGAAACUCCAAUACUGCAACCAAUGCAGUGGGGAAGGGAAACAGCAGGUCAGCUUCUUCGAAAAUGUCAAAUCAAAACUCAUCUUAUAAUUCGAAUGGUUCACUUGGAAGGGGUUCUUUACCUGGUGGUAUGGCUUCCGGGAACCAGGAUCCUAGACUUGGAUUUGAUGGGUUUCAUUCGCCUCUCCCGUGGGCCGAAGGUGCUCUAUUCCCCGACGGGCAGAUUGCACCGUUGUCUACCAGUGGAGCGACAAAUUCAUUCCCAAGUGCCAACAACAGUCAUUCGAGGAAUCAGCACUUCCGUCCUAAUUCUAAUUUCAUGGGUCUGCAUCAAACGAGACCUUUAUCUGGCAUGGGGGUAUCCAGUGGAUAUAUGAACAGGAUGUACCCUAACAAAUUAUACGGUCAGUAUGGAAGCACAAUUAGAUCUGGCAUGGGAUUUGGGUCAAGUAACUAUGAUUCAAGAACAAAUGGGCGUGGCUGGCUGGCUGUUGACAAGUACAAAAACAGGGGGCAUGGCAAUGGCUACUACGGGUAUGCUAAUGAGAAUGUGGAUGGUUUGAACGAGCUGAACAGGGGCCCCAGGGCAAAGGGAUCCAAGAACCAAAAGGGCUUUACACCUAUUUUGGCGGUUAAGGGGCAGACUUUUCCCUCCAAUGGAACGAAUGAGGAGGAGAAGAAUAAGGCGAGUGUGAUUCCAGACCGCGAGCAGUAUAACAAAGUCGAUUUUCCUGAAGAUUAUGAAGAUGCUAAAUUCUUCAUCAUCAAGUCUUACAGUGAAGAUGAUGUCCAUAAAAGUAUAAAAUACAGUGUAUGGGCCAGCACGCCAAAUGGUAACAAGAAACUUGAUGCCGCGUAUCGGGAGGCUCAGGAGAAACCUGGCAGCUGCCCUGUUUUCCUUUUCUUCUCGGUCAAUACCAGUGGACAAUUUGUUGGUCUUGCGGAAAUGGUUGGCCCAGUUGAUUUCCACAAGAGUGUUGAAUACUGGCAGCAAGACAAGUGGAAUGGCUGUUUCCCUGUCAAGUGGCACAUUGUUAAGGAUGUGCCUAAUAGCUUGUUGAAGCAUAUUACACUAGAAAACAACGAGAACAAACCUGUGACGAACAGUAGGGAUACACAGGAGGUGAAGUUACUGCAGGGUCUUAAGAUGAUAAAGAUAUUCAAAGACCAUCCUGUCAAGACUUGCCUCUUUGAUGAUUUUGAGUUUUAUGAAAGUCGUCAGAAAGCAAUUCAGGAGAAAAAGGCAAGGCAGCAGCAAUUUCAAAAGCAGGUAUGGGAAGGAAAGCCGACAAGUGAGAAGAAAGAGAUGGCUAAUGGGGAGCUAAAACCGCAGAAGUCAGUGGAAGUUGCUUCAGAAAUUGUCAAGGAAACUUCGGCAGCUCAGGCUAAUGGGGAUAUAAAGCUUUCUGAUGAUGGAGUAACUGAGAAAAAGGCUGAUGAUGCAAAAAUUGUGAAAGCAGUUGCUCCUGAGAAGAAGGCCCUAUCAAACGGGGUGGCAAAUUAGUGCCAAUUGAAGCUGCGUGUGCAUAAGGGGGUGGGUGGUAGUGUUUUACCUUCUAUUACUGGCAGAAUUAUCUAGUGAACUGAAACGGGCUGGUCGGUUCUCUUUCAAGGUCAAGCUGCUGGGAUUGGUCUUUGGUUUACAAGCUCAAGCAGCUGGGAUUGGUCUUUGGUUUAGAGAAUCAUAAUAAUGCUUGGUGGGAUGGAAAGGCAUCCUUUCAUUGAUGAAGAAGCUGUUGAUGCUGGCUAGUUUUCUGGAACUGAGUACUUAUUAGUCGAUGUUAGAGGGCUUUUCUUUUAGCGCUUUAGCACCUAACUUUUUGGUUUUUGUUUUUGUUUUCUAGGAGUUUGGGUUGGGGUUUAUCGACUGGCUUUUAGUUUACAUGCCUUUUCUUUUAUAGCAUUUUCUCUUAUAUUUUCCUUUUUGCUUCUUUUUCCCCUCCUUUUAGUUGUUUGGUUCGACUUUGCUGUCUGUUUCCUUCCUACUUAGGUUAAUUGUGGAGUACUUUUCGUCUCUCAAAUACUUGGGACCUCCUGUUUGAAUGAGAACCGCUUCAAGCUUUAUUGCA